Messenger RNA from Trichechus manatus latirostris (Florida manatee), 3829 nucleotides. It is a transcript of the gene CD44, whose product is annotated as CD44 molecule (IN blood group). The transcript is spliced from 19 exons. Gene Ontology annotation, biological process: cell adhesion; inflammatory response; positive regulation of ERK1 and ERK2 cascade. Lineage: Eukaryota; Metazoa; Chordata; Mammalia; Sirenia; Trichechidae. Gene Ontology annotation, cellular component: macrophage migration inhibitory factor receptor complex; plasma membrane; basolateral plasma membrane. Bases 142 to 2499 code for a protein of 785 amino acids. Gene Ontology annotation, molecular function: cytokine receptor activity; hyaluronic acid binding. The record is from RefSeq and is a predicted model, not a curated record.
CGAGGCGGCCUCAUUGCCCAGCCGGACCCCAGCCUCUGACAAGUUCGGGCCGCCCUCCUUACCCUCUCGUCCGCCGGCCCCCGCCCCGUGCCCCGGGACCCUCCGGCUCUGCUCACUCUCUCUCCAGUUUGCCCGGAUACCAUGAACAAGCUUUGGUGGCGCGCAGCCUGGGGACUCUGUCUCGUGCAGCUGAGCCUAGCGCAGAUCGAUUUGAACAUAACCUGCCGAUAUGCUGGUGUAUUCCAUGUGGAGAAAAAUGGCCGCUACAGCAUCUCGCGGACCGAGGCAGCUGACCUCUGCAAGGCUUUCAAUAGCACACUGCCUACCCUGGCGCAGAUGGAGAAAGCCCUGAGCGUUGGGUUUGAGACCUGCAGGUACGGGUUCAUAGAAGGGCACGUGGUGAUCCCCCGGAUCGUCCCUGUCUCCAUCUGUGCCGCCAACAACACAGGGGUGUACAUCCUCACAUCCAACACCUCCCAGUAUGACACAUAUUGCUUCAAUGCUUCAGCUCCAGCAGACAAAGAAGACUGCACAUCAGUCACAGACCUGCCCAAUACCUUUGAAGGACCAAUUACCAUAACUAUUGUUAACCGUGAUGGCACCCGCUACUCCAAGAAAGGAGAAUACAGAACCAACCCUGAAGACAUCAAUCCCAGCAACCCUACAGACGAUGACGUGAGCAGUGGUUCAUCCAGUGAGCGAACCACUUCAGGAGGGUACAACAUCUUCCAUACCCACCUUCCAACUGCAGACCCGACUAAAGACCAAGCCAGUCCUUGGGUCACAGACGACACAGGGGACACACCAGCUACCAUUACCUCAACUCUGCACUCAAACAACCACGCAGCAGCUCAGGAACAGAACGGUUGGCUGUGGUCCUGGUUUGGUAAUUCACAGCCUAAGACUCAGGAUGUCACAACAGCAGCAACCACAGCUUUGACCAGCACUACUGGUACAACUCCUGAAACAAUAACCAAGAGGGAAGAAGUGAAGGACUGGUUUUCACAGUGGUUUCAACCAUCACAUUCCAAGAAUCAUCUCCACACAACAACAAAAAUGGCUGGUACGGAUUCAAAUACCAUGUCAGCAGGCUGGGACCCAAAUGAAGAAAAUGAAGAUGAAACAGGCAAACCCCCCAGUUAUUCUGGAUCAGGAAUUGAUGAUGAUGAGGAUUUUAUCUCCAGAACCAUUUCAACCAUCACACCAGCUGUUGGUAACACAGGACUGAAUGAGGAUUGGAAAUAUUGGAGCCCACAAUUUCCACAUCAAGAAUUAGAACUUCAGACACCUACAGAGAUGACUGAUGUGGACAGAAGUGGCACCAGUGCUCAUGGAGAAAACUGGACCCAGGAACCACAGCCUCCUCUCAUUCACCGUGAGCAUCAUGACGAUGAGGAGACCCAGCAUUCUACCAGAACAACCCAGGUAAUCCCUAGUAUUACAACUGAAGAAACAGCUACCAAGAAAGAGCAGUGGUUUGGGAAUGGAGGGCCUGGGGAACAUCCCCAAAUACCGGAAGAAGACUCUCAUUCAACAACAGGGACAACUGUCACAACAGCCUCAGCCCACGACAGUCAUACAAAUCAAAGAAUGACAACGCAGAGUCAAGAGGACAGUACUUCCUGGAUGGAUUUCUUCGAUCCAAUCUCACAUCCAAUGGGACGAGGUCAUCGAACAGGAGGAAGGAUGGAUAUGGACUCCAGCCAUAGUACAACGCUUCAGCCUACUACUGAUCCAGACGGAGGUUUGGACUUGGACAGGACAGGACCUCUUGCAAUGGCAACUCAACAGAGUCAUUCUCAGACCUUCUCUACAGAACAUGGAGGCUUGGAAGAAGAUAAAGACCAUCCAACAACUCCUGCUCUAACAUCUAGCAACAGAAAUGAUGGCAGAGGUGGAAGAAGAGGUGAAAAUCUUCCCGAAGACUCAACUACAUCAGUGGAAGUUUAUACCCCUCAUUUCCCAGACACAAAGGAAAACAGGACCCUCACCCCAGUGACCCCUGCUCAGACUGGGUCCCCUGGAGUUACUGAAGUUACUGUUGUUGGAGGUUCCAACUCUGAUGUAGCGGGUUCAUUUCCAGGACACCAAAACAACAAGACUGGUAAGAGGUCCCAUACCACUCACGGAUCUGAGUCGGCUGGACAUUCAAGUGGGAGUCAAGAAGAUGGUGCCAAUACUACAGCGAAUCCUAUAAGGAAAGCACAAAUUCCAGAAUGGCUGAUCAUCUUGGCGUCCCUUUUGGCCCUGGCUUUGAUUCUCGCAGUUUGCAUCGCUGUCAACAGUCGAAGAAGGUGUGGGCAGAAGAAAAAGUUGGUGAUUAACAAUGGCAAUGGAGCUGUGGAAGACAGAAAGCCAAGUGGACUCAACGGAGAAGCCAGCAAGUCUCAGGAAAUGGUGCAUUUGGUGAACAAGGAGCCAUCAGAGACCCCAGACCAGUGCAUGACAGCCGAUGAGACACGGAACCUGCAGAAUGUGGACGUGAAGAUUGGGAUGUAACACCCACCCCACUAUCUUGGAAAGAAACAACAUCAGAUGUAUCACUGUUACAGGGAGCUGGGACAGACACUUAACAGAUGCAAUGUGCUACUGAUUGUCUUAUUUGGGAUCUUUUUUGGCAUAAAAUUUUCUACUCUUUUUUUUUUUUUAGACAAGUCCAAUUUAUAAAAUCAGCAUUGCUUUCUGAAAUGAGGGUCCAAUUAAAAAUUGGCACGAAUUUGACGGUUCCAAUUCCCACCUAGAGGCCGCUCACCUCAAUGGAUGGCUUCUACCAAAAGCCACACAAAUACGUCUUCCUGAUCCCAGACCUUCCCCCCGCCCCACCUCCCAGGUAGCAGCUACCUGUUAAGAAUAUUCCCCAGGGCUACGAGGGAUUGGUCUCUGGGAGGAAAUUUGAAUGGGUCCAUAUUUCCCUUCCACUAGCCCAAUCCCUGGGCAUUGCUUUCCACUGGGGUACGGGUUCGGGAUGUACUGAUUACACACCCCCUCCUACAGACCCCCCUGGAAAAUUUUCAGAUGCUUCUGGGAGACACCCAAAGGGUGAAGCUAUUUAUCUGUAGUAAGCUAUUUAUCUUCGUUUUUGAAAUAUUAAACCCUGGAGGUCCUUUGAUCAGAAUGAUUUUUUUUUUUAAUUACUUUGUCAGAGGCAUAAAAGGGCUUAAGCUGAUUCAUAAUAAACGUCUGUACUUCUGCCACCUUAACUCUUUGUGCUGUGAUCCUUCAGUUUCUAAACCAGAAAGGUCUGGGGCCCCACAGCCAAUAAAAGAGAUGUAGGCAUCAUCCUCCUUAGGCUCACUCAGCCAAAUCUCACAGAAGAUCAAGGAAGAUAGCACUAUUUUAUUUCUCAGGCUGUCCAAAGUCUUUCUGUCCCACCCUAAAACCAGCAUUGUGAGACGAGGAGCUUAAGCCACAUUUGUGUUUUAACGGCCACCUGUUGUCUCCCCUUGAAGGGAUUUGAAAAAUCAAAUUAAAUUUGCAUGACCUAUCAUUUGUGGGGUCCCAUUUCAUAGACAAUGACCCUAUUAGUGAUGUCCAAGAACAAUACAAAAGUGCCUUUGGACCUCUUGUAAUAAAAGGAGAAGCCAAUGGAAAUGAAAGAUUGGCAUGGGUGGUCAAGGGGUGGGAAGUAUAGAUCCCUUUCAAGUAUUUGUAUGGCUCUGUUAUUUAUUUAUACUGACAAGUCAGUUGUCUCCACUCUCCCUGAUGCAGUUGCUACUUAGGAUAAAUUAAGUGCCUGGAGAAUGUCUCAAAAGGUUACAGGGCUUCCCGCAAUUGGAACCUUAUCACCAGAUAGAUGGCUUUAUGGCAAAAAAAAAAAAAAGAGAAUAAU